AUGAAAAGUAAAGAAGAGGAAGAGGAAGAAGAUGGAGGAGGAGAAGAAGGGCAAAAAGGGAAGAACUUUAUUGAAAAGUUAAGGAGAAGAGCCGUUUCUGUAGGCCAUAGAAGUGUUUCUCGCCCACCUUCCACUCCAACGCGCAUUACCUUUAACCCUAAUACUAACCCUUCUUCUUCCUCCAGAAAGCUUGCAGCCUCUCUCUGGGAAUUUUAUCAGUAUCACGACCUAGACCACCAGAUUCCUCCUCUAGCUAAAAUGCACCGACCUCCGUACUCUUCUGGUGGUGAUCCUAGUAACCGCCGUCUCCGUCACGGCCAUGGAAAGGCGGUGAUUAGAGAUAAUGGUGGUCUUGAUCUCACUGAUGACCAGCCAGAGAGUGCAGGUAGUAUAAGGAAACAGAUUGGUCAAAUGCUAAUGAAGCAUCACCAAUUAACCCAAAGAAACGACCAUGAUGCCUUGCAGCCCUUAUCUCCUGCAAGCUCCCUCGAGGUGGCUUCAUAUAAUGGAGCAAUAACUCCGGGAAGCUCACUGGAGCUCCGUGGAAGAAGAAGAAGAGGAGCUGGUGAGGCUAACUACAAUCUCAAGACAUCAACCGAACUUCUUAAAGUACUGAACCGAAUCUGGACCCUCGAGGAGCAGCAUUCCGCUAACAUCUCUUUAAUAAAGUCUCUAAAAAGCGAGCUUGCUCAUUCACGUGCCCGUAUCAAAGAGCUUCUCAGAUGCCAGCAAGCAGAUAGACACGAGAUGGAUGAUUUAGUGAAGCAGCUCGCGGAAGAAAAGCUGUCAAAGGAAACAAAGGAACGCGACAGGUUAACCUCUGCGGUUCAGUCACUGGAAGAGGAGAGGAAGCUAAGGAGACGGUCCGAGAGUUUGCAUAGAAAACUUGCACGGGAGCUAUCUGAAGUGAAGUCUACGUUGUCUAGCUGCGUGGACGAGAUAGAGAGAGGGAGUAAGGACAAGAAGAUGCUGGAGAGAUUAUGUGACGAGUUUGCGAGAGGGAUCAAGAGUUACGAGAGGGAGGUUCAUGGUUUGAAGCAGAAGUUGGAUAAGAGUUGGGAAGGUUGGGGUGAGGAAGAUCAGAUGGUUCUUUGUAUUGCGGAGACAUGGCUUGAUGAGAGGAUUCAGAGCGGUGAAGAAGGAUCCGUGUUGGAGAAGCUAGAGCUUGAGAUAGAAGCGUUUCUCGAGAGUAAGCAGAAGUUGAGUGGUGAUGAGAUACGGAAGAAUCGUAGGAGUUCACUUGAGUCUGCUCCAUUUAACGCCAUGAGCGCACCGAUUCAGGAAGUGGACAGUGAGGAGGAAGAAGAUUCGAAUUGUUUUGAGCUCAAGAAAGAUGUUGCAAAGACACAACUCGGAGAUGGAACUGAGAAACUAGAUGUUAUGUCUAGUGAAAAACCGAUGAGGAGACGGAGUCAAAGCCCGUCGAGCUUACAGGUGAAGUUCGAGGAUCAAAUGGCGUGGGCCAUGUCUCGUAAUGAGAAGAAGAGUGAGAAAGAGAAGAACAAUGUGGUUGGAGAAAUGAUUAGAACACAUCGGAGGUUACUGUCGGAAACUCAAGGAAUCGAUGAGGGUUCUUGCAGUUACCAACCAAGUAGGAGAGCAGAGAGUCCGAUUCGGCAUUGGAAUCCGAGAGCCAUGACAUCUGAUCUAACAGCACAAGGAGUAAAGGACAACACUUUGAAAGCUAAACUAAGCGAAGCGAGAACCAAGACUUCUCGGCCCAGGAUUCGGCUGUUCAAGGGCUAA
Eruca vesicaria subsp. sativa (arugula) is the source of this 1746-nucleotide messenger RNA. The record is from the annotation of a GenBank genome assembly. Lineage: Eukaryota; Viridiplantae; Streptophyta; Magnoliopsida; Brassicales; Brassicaceae.